CUGAUCCCGUUUCCUCCUGCUCUGGUCCGGGUUAGGGAGUGGCUCUCCCAGGACCUCCAAUGUUUUCGUGCUCGGGCACUGGCGUUCACAUGGCUUCAGUGCAUUGUUUCCUUCCAGGCAGUCUCGCUUAGCGCUUCAGUUUAGACAUUUAUUUUGCAUUCUGUGGUCUUGGGCUGCGUGUGCUCUCCAGUUUCUGCGCUCUCUCCACGCCCUUCCCAGUUUCCUGUUAGCCAAAGGGAUCGCUCUUUCUGAACGAAAAGUUCUCAGAGCGGAGUGCAACCUCCCGGAAAAUGCUCUUCUCUUCCGUGUGCGCCGGAUGGAGGUGGGGGUGGGCCAGAAACUAAACACCGCGGUCGGGAGAGCUGAAAGGACCCGAACCCCAAGGCAGAGGCGGGAGAGGGCGGUGCUGUGUCCCCGCAGGAAUCGGAGAGGAUGGCCGGGGCCGGCGGCCAGCACCACCCUCCGGGCGCCGCGGGAGGAGCGGCCGCCGGGGCCGGCGCCGCGGUCGCCCCCGCCGGUGCCUCGGCGGGGCCCGGAGACGAUUCUUCCGACAGCGAAGCGGAGCAAGAGGGACCCCAGAAACUGAUCCGCAAAGUGUCCACCUCGGGGCAGAUCCGGACCAAGACCAGUAUUAAAGAGGGACAGCUAUUGAAGCAAACCAGUUCUUUCCAGAGGUGGAAAAAGCGUUACUUCAAACUUCGAGGCCGUACACUUUAUUAUGCAAAGGACUCAAAGUCUCUGAUAUUUGAUGAAGUCGACCUCUCAGAUGCCAGUGUAGCUGAAGCAAGCACCAAAAAUGCUAACAACAGUUUCACGAUAAUCACUCCCUUCAGAAGACUAAUGCUGUGCGCUGAGAACAGGAAGGAAAUGGAGGAUUGGAUGAGCUCACUGAAGUCUGUCCAGACCAGAGAGCCUUACGAGGUGGCCCAGUUUAACGUGGAACAUUUCUCAGGGAUGCAUAACUGGUACGCUUGCUCCCAUGCCCGACCCACUUUCUGUAACGUGUGCAGAGAGAGUCUUUCUGGAGUCACCUCCCACGGCCUGUCCUGCGAAGUGUGUAAAUUCAAGGCUCACAAAAGAUGUGCAGUGAGGGCAACAAAUAAUUGCAAAUGGACGACUCUGGCCUCCAUUGGGAAGGACAUCAUAGAGGACGAAGACGGAGUAGCUAUGCCUCACCAAUGGCUAGAGGGUAACUUGCCCGUGAGUGCCAAAUGUGCUGUCUGUGACAAAACAUGCGGGAGUGUUCUGCGUCUACAAGAUUGGAAAUGCCUUUGGUGUAAGACAAUGGUACACACUGCCUGCAAAGAUUUAUACCAUCCUGUGUGUCCCCUUGGCCAGUGUAAAGUGUCUGUCAUACCUCCAAUUGCACUGAACAGCACCGAUUCUGAUGGUUUCUGUAGAGCGACAUUUUCAUUCUGUGUUAGUCCUCUAUUGGUUUUUGUCAAUUCUAAGAGUGGAGAUAAUCAGGGAGUAAAGUUCCUUCGUCGAUUUAAACAGUUGCUAAAUCCGGCUCAGGUGUUUGAUUUAAUGAACGGAGGUCCUCAUUUAGGUUUAAGAUUAUUCCAGAAGUUUGACAACUUUCGAAUUCUUGUUUGUGGAGGAGAUGGAAGUGUAGGUUGGGUUUUGUCAGAAAUUGAUAAGCUCAACUUGAAUAAACAGUGUCAGCUGGGAGUAUUGCCCUUGGGUACAGGAAAUGACCUUGCCCGUGUUCUGGGCUGGGGAGGUUCAUACGAUGACGACACCCAACUUCCUCAGAUACUAGAGAAGCUGGAACGAGCCAGUACCAAAAUGCUAGACAGGUGGAGUAUAAUGACCUAUGAACUCAAGUUGCCUCCAAAAGCUUCUCUACUUCCAGAACCUCCAGAAGCAUCCGAAGAAUUUUAUAUGACAAUUUAUGAGGACUCAGUUGCAGCUCAUCUUACAAAAAUCCUCAAUUCUGAUGAACAUGCCGUGGUCAUAUCAUCUGCCAAGAUCCUAUGUGAAACUGUAAAGGACUUUGUUGCCAAAGUAGAGAAGGCAUACGAAAAAACGUUGGAAAAUGCUGUUGCAGCUGAUGCUGUGGCCAAUAAAUGUUCAGUCCUAAAUGAAAAGCUUGAACAACUGCUUCAAGCUUUGCACACAGAUUCCCAGGCUGCCCCCGUUCUCCCAGGCAUCAGCUCUCUCAUUGUAGAAGAAGAUACCGUGGAAUCUUCCAGUGAAGAAUCUUUGUGUGAAAACAAAGAACAACUCACCGAUGACCCUGCAAAACCUUCCUCCCAGAAAGCUGUGAGACCAAACGAAAUAAUGUUGCGGGCAAACAGUUUAAAGAAAGCAGUGAGGCAAGUCAUUGAAGAAGCCGGCAAAGUUCUGGAUGAACAGAGUGUUCACCCUUGUGAACCAGUUAGCCAGUCAUUCGAUAAUGAUAGCACAGAAACAGAUGAAUCUAAAGAAGAAUCUAAAGAUGAUGGUGCAAAAGAGCCUUCAACUGUUAAAACUGCACCUGCACCUCGGUCUCCAGAUGGCCGGGCAAGUCGUUCCCAAACUGACUCUGGCCCUGGUCCAGCUGUGGCAACCAGCAAAGAAAACCUGCCUGUGCUCAACACCAGAAUAAUCUGCCCAGGUUUAAGAGCAGGAUUAGCUGCCUCAAUUGCUGGGAGUUCUAUUAUCAACAAAAUGUUACUGGCAAAUAUUGAUCCUUUUGGUGCAACGCCAUUUAUUGACCCAGAUCCAGAUUCCGUAGAUGGAUAUUCAGAAAAAUGUGUCAUGAACAAUUACUUUGGGAUUGGAUUAGACGCAAAAAUUUCAUUAGAAUUUAAUAAUAAGAGAGAAGAACACCCUGAAAAAUGCAGGAGCCGAACUAAAAAUUUGAUGUGGUAUGGAGUCCUCGGAACCCGGGAGUUAUUACAAAGGUCGUAUAAGAAUUUAGAACAGAGAGUUCAACUUGAGUGUGAUGGGCAGUAUAUCCCUCUCCCCAGUCUGCAAGGAAUAGCAGUGUUGAACAUUCCCAGCUAUGCCGGAGGCACCAACUUUUGGGGUGGAACUAAAGAAGAUGAUAUAUUUGCUGCACCAUCAUUUGAUGACAAGAUCCUGGAAGUCGUUGCAAUAUUUGAUAGCAUGCAAAUGGCAGUUUCCAGGGUCAUUAAACUGCAGCAUCAUCGAAUAGCCCAGUGCCGUACGGUAAAAAUCACUAUAUUUGGUGAUGAGGGAGUCCCAGUGCAGGUAGAUGGCGAAGCAUGGGUUCAGCCUCCAGGGAUUAUCAAAAUUGUGCACAAAAACAGAGCUCAGAUGUUAACAAGGGACAGGGCUUUUGAAAGCACUCUAAAAUCUUGGGAAGAUAAACAGAAGUGUGAUUCCGGUAAACCAGUUCUUCGAACCCAUUUGUACAUCCAGCAUGCCGUUGACUUGGCAACAGAGGAGGUGUCCCAGAUGCAGCUAUGCUCCCAGGCGGCAGAGGAGCUCAUCACUAGGAUCUGUGACGCAGCCACCAUCCAUUGUCUUUUGGAACAAGAACUGGCCCACGCUGUGAAUGCGUGUUCCCACGCACUGAAUAAAGCCAACCCGCGGUUCCCAGAGAGUCUUACGAGAGACACUGCCACCGAAAUAGCCAUCAAUGUGAAGGCACUGUAUAAUGAAACAGAAUCUUUACUAGUUGGCAGGGUUCCUUUGCACUUAGAAUCCCCACAUGAAGAGCGGGUAUCUAAUGCCUUACAUUCUGUGGAGGUGGAGUUGCAGAAGUUAACAGAGAUUCCUUGGCUUUAUUAUAUCUUACAUCCAAACGAAGAUGAGGAACCUCCCAUGGAUUGCACCAAGAGAAACAGCAGAAGCACAGUAUUUCGUAUAGUGCCAAAAUUUAAAAAGGAAAAGGUUCAGAAACAGAAGACAGGUUCACAGCCUGGACCUGGGGAUAACGAAAGUGGGCCAUAUGAAGCGAAUUCUCCAGGGAAUUAAAGAGCUUGGAAGGAGCACUCCCCAGUCUGAGGUGUAAUCACAUUGGUGCUAUUCCUUGGAAGGGAAGUAAUUGCUACUUAAUACAAAGCUCUUGGAAGCAGUUGUCUGUUUCUGUAGUCUUCUGCCUAGAAAAGUAAGCACCACUGAGCACCUCUGUGGCUUGAUAUUUUGCUGUGGGUGAAAAUUUUGAUUUGAGGUAUUAGAAAAUAUUUUCGUGCCAAAAAAAUACAUUCCACAAAGCCAUUUCCUUAUUGUGCAAACUUGACAUGUUAAAAUAUGCUCAUAUAAGUAAGAAGGUAGGAGGAAUCUGAGACAAUUGCAUUGUCUAAAAGAUGGAAAUGUUUACUUUCCUUAAACCUGGUCAGAUGGAAUGUUCUUACUCUGUGACUGCAUAACAAUAUGUGGCUAAAACUCUUAGGUUUCACUAUUGGAGGCAUUGGCUUCUUCCUUAAAAUAGUUGGUUAGGAGAUUAAGAUGUAAAUUAAGCUGUGUUUUGAAUGUUAGAUGGGUAUCGCCUCACUUUGCUAGCAUUCAGUGGUCAUAGAAUAUGGUUAAAACCCCUCAAAUAUUAUGAAUGAAUGCAAAUCUUAAUGCACGACAUUCCUGCCUGAAUUGUCUUUCUUUUUCUUGCAUGUCACAUGUAAUAUCUUAAAACCUGGCUUCCAUGUCAGUUUUAAUGUAAUUUAAUUUAUUACUGCCUAAGUACCUUUUUGUUGGUUAAAGGCACUUUUCUGUUCUUUGAUGUGGGAUUUUGGAUAAAUAUUCUGUAUCUGAGAAUUUGUGAACAUGUGUCUGUGCCAUAAUCAACAAAUGAUACACAUUUUAUGCAAGCCAAUUUUAUUUCACUCUAUUAUCAACACUAGGUAUGCACAGUAGGAAAAUUUUCUGGAUAUUUCCAUAAAAGUAUGUGUUCUAUUGCCGAACAAAACUUUUAUAGCUUCCCAAACCAAAAUUCCCACAUUUUGUUCUUAUCUUUGGUUUUAAUUUAGUGUUUAUUCAAUAACCUGUUUGUAUUUAUAAUAUAGUGGGCUGUUGACAUCCAGUUUUCUGAAGGUCUCAGCUGGGGUUUGUAUACUGAUCGUAUGCCGAUUGGUCACCCAGACUUAUCCACUAGCUAGAGUGACUACUGACACAACUUCCCAACAAGAGAUUUACAUUUUUUCUUAAGGGCUUUUAUCUCAUCUCAUUCUUAUACCAUUAUUACUAUUAUCUCACCUAAUUCUUAUAUCAGGCAGGUAUUAUUUUCUUGUUUCUAAACCACUCUACUUCAGUGUAGCUCAGUACGAGUCAACAUUACAAUUAUCAAAUCUUUGAAAGCCAAAGGCACACUUGUUAAAAAGUCACCAAAAUAUCCUCAGACGAUCUUUCUUUAGGCGUUAUGUACCAAAAAUUAAUUGUAAUAUUUCAAAAUCUCCUAUAUAAGAGAAGUAAACAGGGUAUUGACCCAGUGGUAACAAUUUUCAUGAAGUAGCCUUCUAAGCAGGUGCUCUGUAGAUACAAAUACACACACAUACACAUAUACACAUAUAUGUGUCUAUACACAUAUACCGUGUUUGUAUAUUCAUGCUUAACACACAUAAUCUUGAAAUGUACUCUCACUGAUAUUUUCUAGACAAUUAUUUGCCAAAUGCUUAAUGAGAAAUAUUAACGGGAAAGCACUUAAAAUGAACUAUUGUCAGACACAAUUUAAUUGUAUCAAAGAAGUUUAAACAUUUGACACUUUAUUCUUAUUUAUACAUUGCAUAUUUACUAGUAAAAUCACAAAAUUAAGACAUCUUAAAAAUAAAUGAGCCUGAUGGGUUCCUGACCAAAUAUGUCUGACUAUAUAUUCUACCUAAGUUGUGAAUAAAUAGAAAAUUUUCAAAGGAAAUUAUAUCAAGUAGCAUGAAAGAGUAAAAAACCACUCACUUAGUAAGUGUAUUGUUACCCUCAUCUAUGAAAUCAAAGGGCUUCUCUUCCAGUCCCUUGAUAAUCCGCACCCCCUGUCCCCUGCAAGUUGUCCCGCUCUCUUCCAGGCACUUCCCUGUGAAAUUAAAAUAGAGAUGGCAGAGUCUCGGAAUUCUGCUGAGGACACAGAUACCUGUCCAGCUCUACCAAAAAGAGAAAUGUAGGUGCAGAGAGGCAUGGGACUCACCAAUGAAUUUUGGGUUGAUUUUCACUCACCCAAAAUACCCCUUUGCCAACAGAAGAGACUUAAGCUAUUACAUGUUCAGAAUUUGAGAGUAAGAUGUAAAUGAUUAAAUUUUUUUGGCUGAUGUUGAUCUUUUUACUCUUAGGUAAUAACUCUUUAUGUUGUAAAACCUCAGUUAAUAGACUCUUAACUAGAGUUUUCCUGCAGAUGGCUUUUGGAUGAGGAAAAUCCUUUAAAAUGACAAUUUCAGUAUCUUUUUUUUUUUUUUUUUUGUCGUUAAAUUAGAGCAGUCUUUCCUGUAUGCUUUGUCUAUGCAUGGCUGUGUAGGAUCCACAUGACUUUGCCCACACCUGUUUGCCAAGAUGGUAUCCUCAGAGCCUCCUUAGGCCCCUGUCAGCCUCACAGAGGAGCCAGCUUCUUACAGUAGAUGGAGCUAUAAAUAGAAAGUAGAAAGAGCUUCUCUCUGGGAGGUGAUCCCAGCUCAGGGGAGUGCAGUUGUGGCCUCUGUACCCUGAUCCAUUCAGAAGCUGAGGUGAGAAGCUUAAGCCUACUCUUGACUGUCAGCUGUAACUGUACUGUUCCUCCCCGCUAUGCUCUCCCACACCUGGAUAAUUUGGGAGAGGUGAAGGGGAAUCACAGCCAGCAUCCAUUUCCUUCAAGUCUUAUUUCUGUGAGGAAGAACUUGCCUUUUUUUUUUUUUAAGAUUUUAUUUUUAAGUAAUCUCCCUACGCAACAUGGGCCUUGACUCACAACCCCGAGACCGAGUCACAUGCUACAGUGACUGAGCCAGCCAGGCAUUCCAAAACUUGCUUUUCAAGAAGGAAAGGGACAGGGUCAGGCCUAAGUAAAAUUUCAAAGGACUCAAUUCUUCCCUUCAGUGUUAUUCCACCUCCCUUUCUGAGUUUCCUUGCCAGCUUUUGGCCUCCCAUUUCCCACAUGCCCAAUGCAGUGAUGGUUGCUCAGAUUCUCACUACUCUUUGGUACCUUUUCUUCAUCAACUUCCAUACUACAGAAUGACUGCUUUCACCUCUCCCCGCUUGAGUGCCUGUUGCGGAUCCUCUGAACAAAGUGCUAGGAAGAAAACAAUUUAAAGAAAACGAAUUUUACAGUUCACAUUUUAAAAAAGGAAACUUGCUAAUCUAAAUGAACGGAUGGGUUAGAUGAUUUCGGGACCGUGAUAUAGAUUGCUCUGGCUGAGAAGAGAUGACCUGUGAAUGUUGAGACCCUUGCUGUCCAGUAUUAUAGGCACUUAGCCACAUGUGGCUGUUUAAAUUUACAUUAAUUUAAUUAGAAAGUUAAUUUCUCCAUUGCACCAGCCACGUUUCAAGUGCGCAGUAACUACAAUAGACAGUGCAGGUGUUAAACAUUUCCAUCAUUGCAAAAAUCGUACUGGCCAACACUGGUCUAGAUCAUUGCUACUCAAACGUGGUCCCUGGGCCAGCAGCAUCCAUGCCACCUGGGAGCUUAUAGAAAUGCAGAAUUUCAGGUCCCCUCCAGACCUACUGAAUUUCAAUCUUCUUUGUAAACAAGAUUUGGUGGUGGUUAGCACUGGCCUAGCCACAUUUUAUCGCUCCCAGAUAUUAAGGAUCCGAAUGCUUCAAAAAGCCCUCAAAUAGCUCACUCCCCAACCCACUACUUCCUAGAAAUCCCAGAAAGGAGCUUUAGCUCAUUCAUCACCUUUGCUAAGUUUUCUUCUGAAUGCUUAUUCCUAAUUCUGGUUCUAGAUAAACCCUGCCUACCCAGGAGUUGUAUUUGGGUAGCUAAGAUAGAAAGGGGAUGGGCUAGCGGGCGUAACUGGCCUCUCUCCAGCUCCCUACCUCAUGUUGAAGUCACUAACAAUCUACGUUUGCUCAGUUUCUUCCUAAUGUCACAUUCACAUUUGUUCACAACUUAAGUCACAGGGAACAUUUCAGAAGAAUAUGUAAGGAGAUAAGUAAAGACCAGGUCAGUCUCCUACAGCUCGUACAUUUCACUUUCUCUUAUCAUCAGAUUAUCCUGUUGACGUAGUUCAUGCUUGAGGAUACAAACAGCACACACACAUUAAAUGAACCAGUAAGCAUGGAAAAAAAAAAAAAAAAGAGCCAAAAUGAUUCCAAGUAAAGUGAAUGUGUCAUUAAAGCUCUCGGGAAGGCAUGUUUUGCUGGACUUUUUUUUUUUUUUUAAUGCUAAUUUAUCUUGAUUUUCAGACAGUUAAUAAUUCCUUAAAAUAGUACCUGAGAUAUAUUUUGAUCCUCAAAAUACAAAUUAUUUUAUUCUGUAAUAAGAUCUUUCCCAAUGAUAUAUUGUCAGUAAUCCUUCACUUAAUAAUUUUUACAUAUUGAUAUCAUUUACCAAAACAUUACUGGCUACAGAUUCUUUAGCUAAUUUUAAUGAAUAAAGAGGGCACCACUUGAGUCUUGAUAGAAGUUAUUUUUAACAGGCAUCAAGAAAGAAAAUAUUCAUGCAAAGCUAUGACUUAGAAAAUUACAGCGGAAACUUAUAUAUACAUCAUUUCUAAAGUACAUUAUCUGUUAUUUCUGACUGAACUGACAACACAGUGGACUCUCAUGUUCUACACAUGUGAAUCCUACAUGGAUAUAGUUUUUCACUAAAGUUCCUUAAAUGUUACAUCUCUCAACCUUGACAUUUAGGAUCUCUCCUGCCCUCUUCCUGCCAAACGAACUCAUCCUGCAUUUUUCAGAUGCAAGUUGGGUAAAACCAUGGGUUCAGAGUUUGAUAAUAACACAAGUGGCAGUUUUAAAACACCAAGCUUUUAAAGUCAGUUGGAAAGAGUGAAAAGUGAAGAUUCCUCAAAUACUAACUAUUGGUCAAUGGAAUAACCUCUCUGGGCAGUUCCCACAGCACUCGGUAGCCUCACCUCUCCCCCUCUGGCUUCCCCUUGCCGAGGGCCAUGGAGCCUGGAACCCGUCUCUGCUAUGGCAUCUCCCAGGUGACUUUUGUGUAGCAAUCUCCGUGUCAGAUGGGUAACACAAUGCCUCUGCAAUCGGAUGCCUUCUUAAAGAAACACGCAAAACUUUAAAAAGGCAAAGAUUAUUGGUUUUUAUAAUACCCAAAGGAUUCUUUACCUUUAUUAUUGUUCCUCUUUGUUAUUGUCUCCAGAUUUUGUUUUGAGAUAUUUCUGUUAGAAGAAAAAACUGUAAAUGUUUAUCAUUACAGAGAACAGAGAGAUAAAAGACAGCUGGACUGUACCUAUUUCUAUACUUCUUUCUGUUAUUUUCGGGAAAAUAACUUUAACAGUAACUGAGACUUCGUUAAACUCAGUAACAAUGUUUAAGAUAAAGACCCAUAUUACUACUGUAGAUGGACAGAUUGAUUCCCCUUAUGUAACUAAGAUCUUCUAUUUACAUAUAUUUAUAUCUUCUCUCUUAAUUUCUUAUGCACAUCCAAGUUUAAGUUGGAAAAAUAGAAACCAAGCCACUACUUAAAAGCUAUAAAAACUCCACCUAAAAUAUUUCAUUUUAGCUACAAGUUAUUCAUUGUAUAGGAAUUUAUAAAUAGCCUGGGUAUUUCAUAGGAACUGCAUUUCAAGAGUAAAUUAACCGUACCUAAAAGAACAUAGGGAUACUUUUAAAAUGCAUUAAGAUAAGUUUCAUAUUCCAUUGAUGAUGCUAUUGAAGUAGGAUAAUGCAGUUAGAUAAACAAGCUAAAAAGAAAAAGAAUAUAUUUUGUGGUCCUUACUGUUUGCACUAUUGUUUACCACAGGUUAGCCAUAUCUCUUUGUAUAUUCUAAGUAUUAAGCUGAUAUGUAGCUAAAGAUUUCUUACAGUUCUGGUAACUGGUAACUAGUGCUGUGAAAGGUUUUGGUAUUGUAACAUUCCCAGUUUUGUGAGUUAUAUAUUGUAUAUUGAAGAUGAUUAAUAAAUUGGAGUAAUAUAUUUAUCUAGAGCUGGGAAGAUAUGAUAAUUAUUUUCAAAUCUUCACGUAAGUUGUAUCAAAUUUGUUUCUUCCUCUUAAGUGAGAUAAAAGUCUCACUUUUGUGUUAAAAUGUCUAUUUAUACAACAGGUUUCUCCUUUUACUGGUUUUAUUAAUUUUCAUAUUAAAAUUUUUCUUAUCUUUUGAUACCAAAAUAAUUAUCCUGCUGGUUAUUCAAACUGCCAAGAUGUAUUUUAGUUUGCAGGAAUUUUGGCAGACAAAAUAUUUAAUAACAAACCAGCUUUGUAUAUUUUGUGGCUUUGGAGGUGAGAAUUCUACCUUUGAAUCUCUGUGUGAGGCAGUGCUCAUAUCAACAAACUGAAUAAUAAGACAGUAUUACUUGUGAUCAUCAGUAGAAGGUUUUCUCAAGUUGUAUAAAUCAGUGCAUUUAUUUAUUAUGUUGUGAAAUUUAAUCUUUAUACAAAAUGCAUAUUCUAGCUCUUUUCUUUGUUACUGCUGUGGCUUAGGGUAUAAUAGCUCUGUUAACGAUUUACUUACGUACUUGAAGUACUCAUUUCUGUCAAACAGAUGCCCAGUUUUUUUUCCUUCUUAAAAAAAAAUGGUAUUUUUCUGUUUUUACCAUCGUAGGUAACUGAAUAGUAAUAGGGACUUUGUUAAAAAAUAAUUUGCAUAUUUAAAAUACAUAUAGAAAAAAGGCAUAAAGCCAAAAUAAAAUCACCAAUAUUAAGAAUUUAAUGUAACCAAGGGAUUCACUGUGCUAGAUUUUGCCAAUAUAUAUUUUAUCUUCAAGUCAGAACUUCUGUGAUAAACUUUCCAUUUUUCUUUUAAAAGAGAGAGAGCUCUGUGAUUGUAUGCCAAUAUAACACUAAACUGAACAUUGAAACUCUCAAACCCCAAAAAUACCGCGUACUUCAAGGGGCCAGCUUUAGAUUCCAGGGUGAAUAUUUUUAAACACGUGUUUGCAUUUGACUCUUGUCUACUUUACAAAUAGUAACCAUGAUGGUUAAUGCUUUAUUUGUUUCUGUCAAUUAAGUCAGUGAGGCUUGAAUUGAGUUUUGAGUUAUGUUUGUUUUAAAAAAGUAUUCUCUGUUCAACUCUUUAAAAAGCUAGAAAUUGAAAACAUAAGGGCAUAACCUACCAACCAGAAUAAAAUCACAUGUUCUGACUUAAGGUGAGGCAAUGUUGCAUACCAAAGAAAACAAUUUAACUAGCCCUAAAUUCAACCAUUUUAUUGUUUUACAGUGUGAACAAUAGGUGAAUUGUGAACUAUUUAAGAACAAUAGUAGGAGAUUAAGAAUUUACUAUAAUUUUAAAGAUAUGGAGUUUUAUAUUAAUUUUACUGUUGUAUAAGCAAUGAUUAAAGGGAGAAAAAAACAUAUGAGAAACAUUAUAUGGAAAUAUGGAAACAUUAUAGAAGAAAAUGGAGCUUGAGCUGGAUAUUUGCCAAAGAUUUGGAAAUGAAUAGUUUGAACAUAGAUAUCUUUCACCUUGUACGGUAGAAACACAGAACAUGUGUUCCGUGUCUAGUAGGCACAAUACCACAAAACCUAAAAUAGUUACGAAAUGAUGUCUGAGACUGUAUCUGUAUGUUACCAAAAUAGCCAAUGAAUUCAGGGAGCUCAUCCCACUGUUGCAAUUUAGAAGUCAUUUAGGCAGGUAGUUUGGAUGACCUCAUCAUUUGUGUUUAUUACAAAGUGAAUGUCUGUGCUUUGUCAACUUUGUGAUUGACAGAAGGAGAAUGAGUCAGAAGGACUUAGCUAGUUCCUAUAGAAUAUUUGUAAAUGUGGAUCAGACCAUACCACACAAGUUGAAGAGAUUUUCAUGAACUUGCUAAGCCUUGAGAUUUGUUAGCAGUGAUAGAUUUUCCUUUUACUUGAAACAACAAAAGAUUAUUAGAAUUUACAAUAUUAUAAAUAGCUGAAUUAUAUGAUUCUGCAGAUGGGUAUAUGGUUUAGAUUUAGGUGGUUCUGUAACUGACUCUGGCACUGGCUCGCUAUGCCUUUUCUACAAACUAUGUAUGUUUUGGUGUUGCAGUUUUCCCAAUGAGACAUAGCACUCAAAAUGAUCAAUUAUAAGUACUUGGUAAUUCUUCUUUUACCGAAAAAAUGAUGUAAGUGUGAAUCAUACUUAAAUUUACCAAUUGUUUUUUCUUUAAGUGUAUUUGUUUUGAGAGCACAGAGACAGUGAGUGGGAGAGGGGCAGACAUCUGAAACAGGCUCCACUCUGACAGCAGAGAGCCUGAUGAGGGGCUUCAGCUCCUAAGCUGCAAGAUCAGGACCGGAGCCGGUCAGACGCUCAACCGACUGAGCCCUUCAGGCGCCCCUUAAAUUUACCAGUUCUUUCCCACUGUCAUUUGAUAUACAAAGAAAGACUUCCAAAACUAUAGCAUGAAGAUUACAAGUCCAGAUUAAUAUCCCUGAUGUUGCAUUUGAAAUGAAAGUGAAGUUACAUUAAUCCUCUCUGUAGCAGAGUAGGGGAUGGGUAUUUUCACCUGUUUACUACAGGUUCAUAUUAUUCAUUUAAAGGCAGGCUAAACUCUCAUUUCUAAAAUCUUCAGAAAUUCAGAUUCAUUUUGUUUUUUCUACAUUCACCGCAAACAACCAUUGUAUAGUAGCAGAUUGGUUGAUUUUUUUUUUUAAUUAAGACCUUCAUGUCUUUUCUUAGAUUAACACCCAAAAGAGAAAAAUGUCACUUUAAAUCAGUGGUUACAAAAAUGAAAUACGGGACUUACUUGUUUCAUGCUGUGACAUCGCUUGCUCUCUGUACUAAAUGAAUUCUGAAUGGUUUUCUUGCUGUUUGAUCUGAAGCAUGGAUCGUUAGCUACAUUUCCUGGCUGUGGAAUGGUACUCCCUCAUGAAAAGUACCUGCAAAACUUCCUGUAAAGAAACUAAACUGGAGAUUAUUUUAAUUAUUGCCAUAAUGGAAAUCUGAAUUUAGGGGAAAAAAUUCGAAUAACCAUGUUAAAAUCAUUAAAUAUCGAUGAAGGUAAGUGAAUAUUGCCUUCUAUUUUUACCUAACAUUUGAAUUCAGUCACUAACUGAUAACUUAAAAAUUUUGUCCUGAAUAUAGCAUAAUAUGAUAACUUGAAAGUCCUGUUACAUCCCCUUCCCCUAAAAAUGUUGAAAUUAUAAAAGGCUGUAAACUGGAUGAUAUAGAGAAAAGACCAAAGCAGAACUCGUUUGCAUGGGAUUUGGAUCUGUCUUAAUGACACAGCCUAGUUUUCAUGAAGACGGGUCUCUAAACAAUUCCAGAAUGAUUUGGUAGAGUGACGGGAAGAAAUUAUUUUUCUGGGUAUUUGUGUCUCACAAUGACCUGAUAUACAGACGGCCCUAGUAUAAUUAACAUUAAUUAUAACUUCUGUUAGAGCCUACCCUGUUUACAAAUCUGUUGUGCAGCGAUUUUUUAAUAUACAUAAUGAUGAAUGAAUUGCGAACUUGGACAGUUCUUUUGUUUCCUCUCCUUCUUUGACUUGAAAAGCUUUCAAAAAGCUUUUGAGAUGACAUAAUUUUCAUAGCAACAUGAUGUGACUGCCUGCUUCUGCCAAGAAACUCCUGAACUAAAAUAUGGAACAAAACAAGUGCUUAACCCCAAUCUUGUUUUUGGAUUGUGUUUGCAAAAGCAUUCCAUAUAUCAAAGUUUUCUCAGUAUUUAUGCAGUUGCAUAUUUCAUUUUUUGUCCGUCUCAAAAGUUGCAUUGGCAUUUUAUGUUCCAUUUCUAAUUAUAUGCAGUAAAGUGAUAAUUCCAUUGCCGUAGCUCAGCCCUCUGCUGAUACAGACCUUCGUGAUUUUUCUCUCCUGUGCUUUUGCCGUAGUUUUUCAGCAACCGGUUUUCCUACAUACAUUGUUUCCUACCUCUAGUUCAUCUUCCACAUGGUUGAACGGAGUGGGAGUGGUCUUUCUGAAAUGCAUUUUCUUUGUCAUUCCUUUGCUACAAUUUCUUAGGUAGGUUCUUUUUUUUUUUUUUUUUUUUUUUUUUUUUGGAGCAUAGCAACCUAACCCCUUACUGUGAUAGAUAAGGGUCUCUAUGGCUUUGCCUCUUCCCAUGUUCAGCUGCCAUUUCCUCUAGAGGCCUUUUGUAAUUCAUUGCCUUAGCAUAAUCACUUGCUAGAGAUCAACUCAUUCAAAACUCGGUUCAGAUUUAACUUUCCGUGGAGCUCUACCUGACUUCCCAAAGUUAAGUAUUUCAUUCAUGUUGCAUAGCAUCUUGAAACUUUCUCUGUUAAAAUAACAUCAUAUUUCAGUAAUUUCAUGUGUGUGUGUGUGUGUGUGUGUGUGUGUGCCUGCCUUUCCUCCCCCUACCAAAUUUCUCCAUCUUUGUAGUCUCAGUGUGAAGCUACCAUAUAAUAAGACUUCAAUAAAUGUUUUUGAAAGAAUGAAGGUCCUAUGGAACCCAAACUUCUCUAUAAUUUUAUACUUUCACAAAUGCAAGCUUAGACUUCCCUGAGCCACACGAGGGAUGUGUGUAUUCAUGAGCAGGUGAGCAUGUGUGCACUCUGGGCACACGUGCCAACAGGAGAUAAACAUCAAGGAAGAAAGAUUGUUUCGAAAAGGAUAAUCAUUUGUUAGUUUUUCGUCAGAAGUGUUUACCAAAUCUGACCAAACCUGAAUUCUUGUUUCUAAAAACGAGGCUUACAAAAUUUUCAAAUCGCUGUCAAAUUCUUGUUUGUAAUUCAUGCAUAUGCCCUAAAGACCACCUUGCUGUUUCGCAGACACAUUUAGUGUCUACAGUCUAUAUAAACACAUGCAUUGAUCACCUAGACAAAAUAAGGAAGGAUAUUUGGGAAAGAAUCAGAACUAAUAAUGAAGGUGAAAGUUUCUCAAAAGUAAUAGCCAACCAGAGAUCUAGGCUGAAUUGGUGUGAUUUCAGGUCAUUUAUAGCUAAGGAUUAUUUCAUUUUUUAUGAUGCAAAUGUAAGAUGGCUUGUUUGUGCCUGUUGUCUCCCCCUUCUAGAACAUAAAGACUAAGAUCUAUUACCUAAGCGUUUGUUUUGUUCUUUUCUGAUUCUAUAAAACACUUCAGCCACGUCCCCAAAUCGUGAUAGAGGUCAACACAAAAAUUCUUUACAGUUAAUAAUUCCUAAAGUUAAAUAGUAAUCAAAAAUGCAUGUAAUUAAAUUAAAUGCCCUCUUCCUUUGCUCAUGUAAGAGACAUUUUUCCACCUGCUCUGUACGGGGCACUUGAUUAGAUGCUGGUUAUACAAUAAAAUAGUCUGUCUUCAGAAUUAUUUUCUACAGUCUGAGAAAUUGGGGGGACACUGUUUAAACCAAAUGUUCCUCAGGUUAUUUUAGAAUAAUCUCAUUCCACCCCAAAAAAUCAACUUUGCGUCAUGAAAUAUUAAUCCCAUUUUUAUGUCCAGUUUUUGCACUUUCAGGUCAGCCAUAAAUAAUUUUUCACCAUCACUCGUCAAGUAUAUCUUUCAUCGAUCCCGUAGAACCCCAUCUCUAUAGGUGCUAUGUGUGGUCCAAGUGGCUAAUAGAUUUCUAGAACAUGAAUUCAAUGUCAAGUCCAUUUUAGAAAGGCAUAUAUCCCUAUUAAUGCCAUACACUAAAAUAUAUGAGGUAUGGCUGUAAACCCACAGCAGAAGGAAAAAAAUUAUAAAGUAAUGCUUUCUAGUAUAGUUCAAAGACUCCAUUUGAAAUUAAUGGGUUGAUAUUUCCACCUCAAUUAUUUUUAAUUUUUAAUGGGAGUAGAGAGUAAUAAUAUUUAACAGGUAGCAUACUUAUCUGAGCAUAUAGUAAAUAUACUACAAGUAUUUGUAUGCCACAAUGCACUGAUAUUGAUGAAAGAAAGCAAAAAUAUUUGACUUAUAAAAAAUUAACUUCUCUGCAUAUUUAUUGAUGGUUAGGCAAUAGGGUUCCUUUAUGAGAAGGAAAAAAAAAUAUUGUCAGUAAGUAUGGAAAAAACAUUAAGUGUGUGUAUUUUUACCUUUUGAUAGGCAUAUUUUGAAGUCAUUCUUACCCAUCAAUAUAAAUAAAGUAUCAACCAUUUCUUCGUUCUCUAGGAAAAGAAAUUUUUAGUUUGAUACGAUUUUACUCUUUGUUCGAUACUGUAAAAGGUCCACAAAAGGAGGAGACUUGGCUGGACACUUAAUUUACCUUCCCAUAAAGAUAAUCAUAAUUAUUUGCCUCCUGUUUAUUAUCAUGUUGAAAACCUGACAGUGUAGCUCCUUUUGUCCCUCACAUUGCAAAAGAUAGUUUUACUCUAGCCUUUGCCAUAUUAUUUAUAGUUAAGAAUUUACUACAUUUUGGUAGUCUGUUUUGAAACUUUUACUUGUAUCUGAAAGAUGCAGAUCAUGUCUAUUUAUUAUUACACAACGGGCUCUGUUUGCUGCAGAAAAGAGUGAAACUUUUAACUGCUUAGCACAUUUGCCAGUGAAAUAUACCUGACAGAGCAGAGGUUAUAACUUUGGCUCUAAUUACUUUUAAUAAUGGUAAGGAAAUGUGUUUUGUUUGUUUACAUGCUGUUUACAAUGGCAUAAUUUUUUAAAUAUAUACAAUUGAGAUAUUUAUUGCAUACUAUUUUAAAGAUGUUUUAUGUGUUUUCACCUUUGGAAUAUAUUGUUACAGUUACUUAUACAGAUAAUUUGGGUGGCUUUGUUAAUGUAGCUAGUAAUUUUUAUGACUACUAAGUGACCAGUUUUCCGUGCCUUUUAUUGUGGGAUGCAUGAUUAUGUAUUUAUUGUACGGAAGUCACUGAUGUGUGUAUUUUUGUACUUUGCUGGGAGUAAUGGUUGAUCUCGAUGUACAUGAUGAUGAGAGAUGCCUUUCCCAAAGGGCACUGCCUUGAGAUCGUCCUUCUCAAAAUAAAAAGAAUGCAUUUGGAGAA
Messenger RNA from Lynx canadensis (Canada lynx), 16755 nucleotides. It is a transcript of the gene DGKH, whose product is annotated as diacylglycerol kinase eta. Lineage: Eukaryota; Metazoa; Chordata; Mammalia; Carnivora; Felidae. The record is from RefSeq and is a predicted model, not a curated record. Bases 433 to 3927 code for a protein of 1164 amino acids. The transcript has 30 exons. Gene Ontology annotation, biological process: lipid phosphorylation; intracellular signal transduction; diacylglycerol metabolic process. Gene Ontology annotation, molecular function: protein binding; ATP-dependent diacylglycerol kinase activity.